ACAUCAGAGUAUUUUUCAGUACACCAAAACGCAAAGUAAGAACUCUAGUAGCCUAAUAUCUCAAAGACGAGUUGAUAAAAUGUUCAUAAGAAAGAAGUGAAAUGCUAAUGGAAAUGUUUCACAAUGAUGUCAUUAGGCAGAGCAGGCAACAGAUGGCACACAGACAGCUGAGUUGGGGACAGAUAUGCAGGGACAGACUGACAGAGACAGGGAGUCUCAGGAGUCAGACUGUGAGUCAGUGAGGGUGGUGAAAGGGAAAGAGCCAAGGAGAGAGACUUCAGAGGACAGUGUCACAGCCACGGCAGGACCAGGUGUCACCCUUGUUGCCAGCAGCACCAGUAUAGGGGACAGUGGCACAGCAUCGUCCAGUUACCUCAGUGAUGGCACAAAACCAUAUCAGCCACACCCACAAUUUAUAGAACCGCAAACUCUUGCCAACAGAGUGUUGACGUUUCAAGAGAGAUGGUUUCGCGAUUUCCCCUGGCUACAUUAUAAUCCAUCAAUAAAAGGAGUGUUGUGUUUUCACUGUAGCCAAGGGUUUUCAAGCCAGCCAUCUUUUGGCCAAAGAGCAGAUGCUGCCUUCAUUAGUGCAGGAUUUAGGAACUGGAGAAAAGCCAUUGAAAAAUUCACAGCACAUCAAAACUGCCAAACCCACCGCCACUUUGUAACUGUAACAGCACACCAGCUAAAUCCAAUCAGUGUCCAGUUAUCCAGCGCGUGGGGUAAACAGCAGGAGGACGCAAGGCAUUGCUUGAUGAAAAUUGUUAGUUCGGUGCGGCAUGUAGUAAGACAGGGACAAGCCUUUAGAGGCCACAUGGAUGACAGUGGGAAUUUAUACCAGCUUUUGAAACUCAGGGCAGAAGAGGAUGAUCCCAUUUUACUGAAGUGGUUAACAGAGCGUACCACAAUGUACACAGGCCCCAAAGCACAGAAUGAAAUUCUGAACAUGGCCAAUACAGUCAUUCGAGGCAUUGCAGCUGAGAUUAGGUCUCUUCCGAUUGUACAAUUUUCAUUAAUUGUUGAUGGUACUCAAGAUGUCUCUGGUGCUGAACAGGAGAGUGUCUGUCUGCGUUAUGUUGACCAUGACCUUGUCCCUCACGAGGACUCGCCUGUUGUCUCCGACACCCUGUCUCUGGUAUGCAGGCUGCAGUCGAGUGUGUGCGGUCAUCUCUUAGGGGCAAGAGAAAUGACGAAAGCUACCUUGCACUGUAUGAGAAAGCAACAACUUUGAUUGACUCUAUUGAAUCCAUUGAAUCCAUUGAGACGCACUCAAGACGAUUUGCUGGCAAAGCAGUGGAUCACUAUAGGGCAGAAUUUUUUAAGUGUUGGAUGGUGUGGAGGUUCAGUUUGGCGACCGUUUUGACCAGGACAGUCUAAACGUCCUGCAAAAGUUGG
Molecule: messenger RNA, 1395 nt
Organism: Salvelinus fontinalis (brook trout)
Lineage: Eukaryota; Metazoa; Chordata; Actinopteri; Salmoniformes; Salmonidae
Product: zinc finger MYM-type protein 1-like
Exons: 2
Coding region: 185-1231 (348 amino acids)
Source: RefSeq, a predicted model, not a curated record